UUUCUCCUCUUCUGAGCCGGGACCGAGAUGAUAGUAGCCACGCAUAAGUGCGGAUGUCCACCGCCGUCGGACGAGUCUUGCCUGCCUUGCUGCGCUUCCGCGAAGUCUCGUGAAAAGCCUCGGGAUCGGGAUUGCCCCACGAUUCCUUAUAGCGUCCCGAGACCAGUCACUCCUCAGCCAGAGAUCGAACAAGCCCCUUCAGCGUGCUGUCCCGUGGAUCCGUGCGAGUCCUACGAAGAAGAAAAAAAGGAUGUUCGUUCAGAGAUCGCGGAGAGCGGUUUACCGUUCAAAGAACUGGAAGCCGUGAUCAACGAGAACAGACUGGUGAUCAGAACACAAGACGAACCGGUGAGACCGGAAUUCGAUCCGCCAUGCGAUUGCGUCGAGGACACGUUGCCGAAACGGAAGACAGAGGAGAUAGGAAUCACUCCCGCCGCUGGCAAAAGAACCAUCACGUUGUACCCACAAGUGAAGAACUCUGACCCGGACGUACGCGAGCGGCGCCCUCGCGCCCACGAGCAGGCCUACGACGCUCGCCCUCGGACGAUCGACCAGGAGGAGAACCCGAAUAUAUUUCUGUUGAGGGUGAAGAAGCGGAAGACCGAAGGUGACAAGAAGUUCAGCGUCGAUCUCGAGUUCAGAACCGCUCGUCCGUGGUCGCCCGCAAUGAGAUCGGUGUACGAGAAGCUGGCGAGGACCGUCGAGCCGGCCAAGGUGCCCACGGUGCAGGAACAGGUAAAGAAGAAGAAGAAGAAGAAGAAAAGUUCCUCGAAGCAGAAGAAAAAGAAGUGAACGACACGUCACACUUGUCACACUCGCCACACUUGCAAUUAAUCAUUCGAAAAUGAAACACUGUAACUACCCCGUUGACAGAAUUAUAAUAAACUCUCCAUUAAGGUGCUAUCUCCAACACAUAAAUACUGUCUAACGUGUUUCCUUGUAUUUAGAACUUGAAAUAUGCAAACUGUUAAGACAGUGACGAACGUGAUGGUGGAAACUGAAAAUUUUCUUGAAUUAAACUAAAACGAGUUUAAAGUCUUAUCAAAUCGCAAUGCGUCACUUUACGUCGCUGCGCUAUUUUUCACCGUCGAGUACUCGGUACAUCAGACGUAAAACGGGAUGAACGUUGAUCGAUAAGAUCCGAUCGAUACAGCACCCGGGUACCGUACCCUCGGUCCUUGAUUUAGAAUCCUCGAGAAGUGUUUUUUUUUGUCAUUUAAAGUAAACGACAACGGUGAUAACGAGCGUGCGAUUAAAAUGGAAAUAGGAGACGGUUCACUAUUAGGACGGGA
Molecule: messenger RNA, 1292 nt
Organism: Ceratina calcarata
Lineage: Eukaryota; Metazoa; Arthropoda; Insecta; Hymenoptera; Apidae
Exons: 1
Coding region: 28-792 (254 amino acids)
Source: RefSeq, a predicted model, not a curated record